GCAGCGCGGUGGGAGCGGCGGAGCGGCCAGGAUGCGUCCCAGGCUCGGCGCGGCGGGGCUGCUGCAGCUGUUCCAGCUGUUUCUGCAGCUGGAUUCCUCCCUGGCCGGCGUCCAGACCGGGGACGGUUGUGGUCACUCUAUGCUGAUGCCACACAGUGGGACGCUGACCUCCAAAAACUACCCUGGCACUUAUCCCAACUUCACAUCCUGCGAGUGGAGGAUCCAUGUAGCUCCUGGGAACUACCUCAGCCUGGUCUUUGGAGACAUGGACAUUGAGGCCUCAGAACAGUGCAAAUCUGGCUUCUUGUUACUUUCUUCUGAUAGCUCCAGCUAUGGUCCGUUCUGCAGUAACUCAAACUUGCCCCGCCCGGUCUUGGUGGUAAAUACUAGCUCAGUAACCAUCUUGUUCAACAGCACAGUGCACCGCUCAGGACGUGGCUUCCUCCUUUCCUAUGCCAGCGGCAGCCAGCCAGAUUUGAUUUCCUGUUUGCAAAAGGGAAUCCAUUACAGCAAGGAACAACUCAGAGUGUACUGUCCUGCAGGCUGCAAGGAAGUGGUGGGAGACAUCUGGGGCAACAUGAAGCAAGGCUACCGAGAUACCUCAGUUCUCUGCAAAGCCGCCAUCCAUGCAGGCAUGAUCUUAGAUGAACAGGGAGGACAGGUUACGUUAUCACGAGGAAAGGGAAUCACUCUGUAUGAAUCAUCCUUUGCUAACGGACUCUGCUCCAAAAGGGGACCCUUAUCUGAAAAACGGCUCAUCUUUCACAAAGAUUGUGAUGAAGUCCUAGAAGCAUUCAGCUUCAAUGCAUCAUCCUGUUGGCAUGAACAGAAUGAGAUGGGGGGAAAUCAGGCCUGGACUGCUGAGCAUGCUGCUUUUACUAGCAGUGGGAUCUCCUGGGCAGCAGAUCAGAGCUCUACAGAAGAGUGGCUGGAGGUAGAUUUGGGUGGAAAGAGAAACAUCACAGGGAUUAUAACGAGGGGGUCGUCUCAUAAGCAUAACUACUACGUAAAGUCCUACCGAGUCCUUUCUAGCCGGGAUGGAAAGAACUGGAAAGUCUAUAAGUCCAGCGAUAGAGAGGAUAAGGUCUUUGAAGGAAACAGUGACAGCCACCAAGAGGUCUCCAACACUUUUAUCCCACCAAUCCUGGCCCGUUACCUGCGCAUCAAACCGCACAGUUGGAAUCAGAGGGUUGCGCUGAAAGUCGAGCUUUUGGGAUGCCAAGUGGCCCGCAUCAAGGCAGUGCACCCGUACAGUGAUAAUGGAAUCCGCAGAGGCCCCAAGGCGAUUCCUGUCCUAACCAGCAUUCCGACCAUUUUCACCCCAAAUCCUGGAAUAGUAAUCAGUCCUGAGAAAAAAGGUCCUCCACUAUUAGUGAUGUUGCUGAUCGGAGGCUUUGUACUUAUCUCCUCUGCCCUUCUGCUCCUGGCUUUUCUCUGCCUUAAGAAGAAGAGGAAGACAGCAGUAGAUCAGGACUGUGGCCUCAUAAAAGGCUGCCCAACAACAGAGGCUAGCCAGAUCUGUUCCAGACGUAGCCUGCAACAGUCCACUUCAGAAAUGGCCUCAUUCCCUGGGGCAGGGGCCUCCGCGGACCUCAACGAAGCUCUGUCACCAGAAUAUGCUGAGCCGGAUAUAGUGCAAGUCAGCCCCACCAGUCAGACGGUACCAUCCACGUUCAAGCCGGACCCGGACGAAGGCUACACGCUCCCCCUAGUGGUGAACCAUUAUGAUGUGCCAGGGAAAUACCAUGAGUAUGCUGAACCGUUGCCGCCGGAGCCAGAGUAUGCCACGCCGUUCGCAGACCAGCCCACUGAGGCAGAGGGGUCCCCUUUCUGGAGGAACGUCUGUGUCAUCAAAGUCAUUCCCUCCUCCCAAAGCCAGCCAGGGUCCUUGGGUUCACCAGGGUGCCCUGAGCCCCAGAUGCAAUAUGACUGCCCUGCUCAGCGGCCUGCCGAGAAGCCAAACAGUGCAGCUGAUAAAGUCAGCAUACCGGAGGACUCGGCAACCACCACCCACAGGGAACUACAAGGUGAUCGGACCUUGAGCUCACCAGAGGAAUCCUCCGCUGCACAGCCAGAUACCUCUCGGCAAGGAUGCCCUGUCCAGCUCAGGGACUCCCCCCUUGCACAUGUCUAUCACGAGCUUUUUUAAACCACACAGAAAGAGGCCUAAUGCCCACAGAAAGUGAUGGAUUAUGCCAAGGAGCACCGCUCGUGACCAGAAGGUCAUCUAACCAAGGGCUGUUUUUCUCACCAGCAAAGGAAAAUAGAGUUUCCUGGCAUCUAUGCUCUGCUUCUGAGGAGCCUUUGUCUUGAACCCCUGAUGGACUUGGCUGGGAUUUCCUAUCCACCCCUUUAAUUUGACAAACACCUCCACUGCAAGCACCAAUCCUAAACAGCUCUACUCAGAAACAGAGCCACAUUAUUCAGUGGGGCUUACUCCCAAGAAAGUGUCCUCAGGAUUGCACCCCAUGUCCCAAUGAGCUCAAUGAGAGUAACUUCUGAGUAUACAUACUUAGGAUUGUACAGGAAGUAAUCCCAGAGAUGGUAUGGAGGGAACUCAAAAUAUACAGUGGAACCUCGGUUUUUGCCGGUAAUCUGUCCGGCGAUGCUCGGUGAAAACCGAAACCGGCGAAAACCGAAGCUACGCCGUUUGCACAUGCGCUACGCAAACGGCGUAGCAAAUUUACGCAAAAAGCAUAAAUUUACGCAAAAAGCAUAGCCAAAAACGGAGGCGCCUGGCGAAAACCAAGGCAAAAAAACGGCUGGGAGGCAACUGGCAAAAACCGAAGGCGACGAUUAUCAAGGUUCCACUGUAUAUGUAAUAUAACUUUAUCUUCUUACUUUGCUGUUCUAAUGAAUUUUUGUGAAUAAUAAAUGCCUACUAUAUAUAUAAGUGGGAACCUGCAAGAACUUGUGGGAGGCAUCUCAUUUACCCCUCCGCCCCUGUUUCCUCUUUCCCUUUCCUGGAAGCCUCCAUAGCCUCUCCCCUUUUCUGGCUUCCUUCUCCCUUUCCCACUCAACAGCCAGUCUACAUUUAUCUACUCCCCCUCCCCCAUCUUCAGCUUCACCCCUACCAUGCAGCCUCUAUGUGGGAAAAGUACGGCCUGGGUAUGUGACGCUGACCACUGGGCCAGACCCACCCUCAUGGUAAGGAAGCCUCAAGGACUCGUGGGUGGCCCCACACUUUCACCUGUAUCUCCCUCCCCACACUAUUUCCUCUUUCCCUCCUGGCAACUCCCGUAUCCUUGCCCCUUUCUCAGCCAUUCACCAUCAUACCUUUUACCUCACCUCCCUUCUUUAGCUAUAUUUAUUAUUUAUUUACUACAUUUAUACUUCACCUUUCUCCCCAGUGGGAACCAAAGUGAAAUUCGGAUAGCAAUUCCUGUUUGUGGCGUGAUAAAGUCAAUAAGGGUUUUUUUAAAAAGGAGAAAUUAUAUUCAAAAUUAGGUGGUAACAUAUCAUGAUAACAUAUCCCCCUAGACUUCCCUCUAGGGGAAAUGCAAACUGAAAUGAAGAGAUUUAGUAGCAGAGGAGUAUACCUGUCAUACACAAAUAUUAGAAAGAUUUAAAGCAGAUAAAAGAUGUCAUGGUUUUGAAUGUUCUAAGUCCGAAUGUUCGAACGAUGGUCGUGUUAUUGCCAAAAUGUAUACAUUUCUGAUGAAAUUUGAAACAGGAAGAAUGAGUGGCAGAUUGUAUGAUAAAAUGGACAAGUAACUUUGGGUAUAAUAUACAAAUGGAUCAGUGGGAGAGUAUGUGGUUAACGGGUCUUAAAUUUACAUUAAGUUCCAGCCUCAAAGAGAAUUUGUAUCAAGUGAUGUAUUGUCGGUAUUGUCACCAGAGAAAUUAGCAAAAAUGCAUUAAAAUGUUUAAAACAUGUUAGAAAUGUGAUCAUCAUGAAGGGUCACUUUACUGUUUAUGGUGGACUUGUAAUAAAGCUUUUAAGGAAUGGAUACAAAUACACUUGAUAGUCCGGAAGAUUUAAAAGCCUGAUAUACAGAUGAAACCGAGACUUUCCUUAUAGGUCUUAUUGACAGUUUGAAAAAAAUAUAUGGGAUCUUGUUUUUAUAUUUGUCACCAGCCACAAGGAUAUUAUAUGCACAAAAAUUAAAAACAUCAUCUAUAUGUCUAAUAGAAGAAUGGUUUGUGAAGAUACUGGAAUUGACUGAGAUACCUAAAUUUCUUUGAUUAGAGAACAUUCAUUGCUAACUGGCAAUCAUGAUAGCCUUUUUGAAAAAAACGGAAAAGAAUGAAUUGAUUUGAGGAUUAGGAGAUUAAUGGAUGUAAUAACGAAAAGUAUGACUCCUAUUUAACCCUAAUGAUAAUUAAGAAUUAACUGAACUACAAUUUCAUAAUUGUAACUAAGGAGCAAGUGGUAAAUCUUUAACCGUGUUUAUAUUUGGAACAGCGGAUAGCAGGAGACCUCCGUUCCCCUAUUAUAAUAUAGUUUUUGUGUAUAUUCUUUAUUAUUGUUCACUUCUUUAAAUCUCUUAAUAAAAAAAUAAAUGCCA
Molecule: messenger RNA, 4508 nt
Organism: Sphaerodactylus townsendi
Lineage: Eukaryota; Metazoa; Chordata; Lepidosauria; Squamata; Sphaerodactylidae
Product: discoidin, CUB and LCCL domain-containing protein 1-like
Exons: 15
Coding region: 32-2149 (705 amino acids)
Source: RefSeq, a predicted model, not a curated record